Molecule: messenger RNA, 2850 nt
Organism: Anopheles aquasalis
Lineage: Eukaryota; Metazoa; Arthropoda; Insecta; Diptera; Culicidae
Product: mutS protein homolog 4-like
Biological process (GO): reciprocal meiotic recombination; mismatch repair
Cellular component (GO): nucleus
Molecular function (GO): ATP-dependent DNA damage sensor activity; ATP binding; mismatched DNA binding
Source: RefSeq, a predicted model, not a curated record
UCCAAGUAGUCAUAGAAAAGGAUCCUGCAGCGUAGCACCAUGAACUUCAUUCCGUAUCGCAGCAAAAGUGUACCAUCGUUGGUUCGAUUGCCCUUUGGUCACGGGCCACGUCCGUUCGCCGCUAAUCGCACCUCGGAACGGAUGGAUCGCUCGAUUCCGUACAGCCGGAGCAGAUCGUUCGGGAAUCUGCGCCGUGGAGUGAACGAGGAAGCAAACCAACCACCACCGGCCGAUGGUGACCCGAACGUGAGACGCCCGGUCGACUCGUACGUGAUAGUGGUGGUGGCCGAAGGACGAGGACACGCGACACUGGAGAUCGGUCUUGCGGCGAUCGAUAUUACCUCGCCCCACCUGAAGAUCACUCAGUACGGGGACAAUUUUUGGUACUCCGUCACGUUGACCACGCUGCACAGCCUCGAUCCGGCCGUCGUCUUCUUCUCGGAGCACACGCUCGAACACGGUACAUCGUAUCUGCCGAAGCUGAUCCAACAGUUCCUACCCACGGUGCAGGUGCUUGGGAUGGGCCGGGCCUACUUCAAUGACAGUCUGGCCGAGGCGUAUCUAGGGCAACUGUGUAGCGCCGAAUAUGGGCGAUUACGUGGAUUAAUGCAGCGCAAGUACUACGGAUUGGCAUCGUGUGGGGCACUGCUGAGGCACUGUUGUGAGUCGGGGCUGCUGUUGAUCGCACAACGUUCGUUGAAGCUGAGCUACAUCGAUAAAAUGGCCACGAUGACGAUGGAUGUGGAGAGUGUGGGCAAACUGGAGCUACUCGGUUCACUGCAGCAGGGAGACGAACGGCAAUCGCUGUACGGGUACAUGAACCACUGUGUAACCGGCAUCGGUAAACGGCAUCUGCGUGCGAACAUCAUAGAACCGUGGACGGAUCGGAACAGAUUGGAGCUACGGUUGCAGUGCAUCCGCGAGCUGCUCGCUAAACCUAUUCUGCUGCAGUCGAUUCGAAGGCUUCUGGCGGAGAUUAAGGAGCUUGGUGGCCUACUGCGACUGUCGCUUGACAUCGAUCGGAUGAAAUCUACCCAUCAAAAUACGAUCCACAUGCUGAAUCAGGCAACCAGCCUGCGUAAUGUCCUGAAAACUGUCCCGAAAUUAAGCGAUCUGCUACGCGAUGUACAGGCGGAAUAUCUGGCCGAUCUGAAGCAAACACUGGAGGAGCGUGUGUAUGCCGAGCUGCUGGAAAAGAUCUGCCAAACGCUGGAUGAUGGUAGUCCAGGCGAGCGGAACUCGAGCUACAAUCGGUUGUUUCUGGUGCGCGCCCGGAUCAACUCGAUCCUGGACCUGCUGCGGACGCUCUACUCCGGUGUGAUUGAUGAAAUUCGUGAGUACGUAGCGCAGCUCAGUCUGGAGGUGCGGAUGCAGUUGAAGCUGAACCACUCAAAGUCCCACGGGUUCCAUCUACUGUACGCGCUGGCCAACGAUAGCGAGGUGGACAAUGUGGCCGAACAGCUGUCGGCGUUCCGGAUCGUGAAUCGUGUAGGGCGCCGUUACACGCUCACCAACGGUAGGAUGCUGGCGUUCAACGAGAAGCUGAACUCGCUGGUUAAAGAGAUCGAGGAGAUCAGCUACGGUAUCAUACAGCGGCUGAUCGAGAGCAUCCGGGAGAGUGUCGAUGCGGUGUACAAUCUGGUCGGUUGCCUGACGGAUCUGGAUGUCAUUCAGUCGCUGGCUACGGUGAGCCAGGGCAAGGAGUUCUGUGAGCCACGGUUCGGCGAGGAAACGAAGAUCGUCGCGGGACGACAUCCGCUGCUGGAACGGUUCGGUAGUAACCGGAAGGUUGUUCGCAACAAUGUGAUUGCCACCCCGGAGUACAAUGCGUUCAUUGUAACUGGACCAAACAUGAGCGGGAAGACGGUUUACAUGAAAACAAUCUGUUUGCUCCAGAUUAUGGCCCAACUUGGGUGCUAUGUCCCGGCGACAGGGGCACACAUUCGAAUCGUAGAUCGUUUGUUGACCAUUUUUGGCAAUGCCGAUAGUGUGGUACAGGAAGAUACCAGCGCAAUGGCACCGGAGAAGCUUCAGUUCGUUCGGCACUGUCUCACCCCGAACAGUCUCGUGGUAAUCGAUGAGCUGUACAGCGAUACGCAUCGUCCUGAUACGAGCAGCCCCAAGUGGGCUCUGUUGGAACGAAUAGUAGGGCACGUAGGUCACGAUAGCCCGGAACCGGAGUCGUUACCAACACUCGCCUCAAUCAGGAAACCAUUCGUCUACGUGACGACACACUGUCUCGAGCUGUUGCGGCCACUGGAACAGCAUCACAACGUGUCCCGCUUGUGUCUACAGACGGAAACGAUCAGCAUCGAUGGCGAGGAACGGCUGAGGUACAAGUACGUCGUUACCGAGGGACACACGCUGGUGCGGAACUAUGGUCUGUCGCUCGCACGUACCGUAAACCUUCCACCGGAGGUACUGGAACGAGCUGCCGAGCUCAACAGUGGUCUGCUGAGGCAGUUUAUAAGUCAACAGCUGCCAGCCCGGGCAGGCGAUCGUACCAAUCUGUCCACCACGCUAGGGACCACCCUUUCCACCCAGUCGAAUUUCAAUGAAUUUUUCAAACUCUUCUACGAUCUGUACUCCAAGAUUGGUGAUGCCACGAGAAACGCAACCGAUCUGCGAUCGACACUGAUCGAACAGCUUGACCGGUUUCAGAGCUCGUUGCCCGAGGAAAUACGAGCCUUUCUUCAGGAGACUCCACUCGACCGGUUGCUGCAGCUCGAUGGUUGACGAGCCCCCUUUGGAUGACCGCAUUAUUUUUCUGUUUUCAUCGUCGAACAUCUCGUCGUACCGUGAGGGUCAAGGAAUGUAAAUAAAAACAGAUGCGCCCCGUUGAUGGGCGUA